GAACUGGUCUCCUAGAAGGCGAGAACCACCUGCGUAUCGGUCCAGAAAAUCUCGUUCGAGGUCAAGGGAGCCAAAAAGUCGGGAUGACAAACGGUUGCGCUGUGAUUCCAGUUAUGGUCGAAGUUCCAGAAGAGAACCUGACUCAGGUAGAGAAGAAGCGCCAAGGGCUCCUCAGCGGAGUGAACGAAGAAUUAAGAAACAGUGACGUUGCACAAGAUAUCACUCGGGAGGACAGAGCAAGCCUUUCAUCAACUGAACAGUCGCCGUCAUCGAAACGGGCUGAUGUGUCGUCUGACGAGGAGCUGAAGAAAGCAGCGAAGGACUUUGAUCAGUCGCCGGUACUCGAUGGCGCCGAGGCAGGAAGCAAAUCUGUGGAAGUGAUGUGGCACUCGUCUGUCUAUAUCGGAAAGGUGUUGCGACAUCGUGCUCCAUCCUCUUGUUCAACGUCGGGUUCUGAAAGAGACGCCAGAAAAGAGGAUAGGCGUAGACGGUCUAUGUCUUCUCAAGCUGACGAAGCUCAUUCGAAAGGGAUCACAUGGUCAAGUACCGGCGACAUGUCUUGUAAAUGCUUGCUUUAUCAACUUUGGUUGAUAGUAUUAUACGCCUACCAUGGUGAUAACGGGUAACG
Molecule: messenger RNA, 628 nt
Organism: Soboliphyme baturini
Lineage: Eukaryota; Metazoa; Nematoda; Enoplea; Dioctophymatida; Soboliphymatidae
Source: the annotation of a GenBank genome assembly